Molecule: messenger RNA, 2256 nt
Organism: Symbiodinium natans
Lineage: Eukaryota; Dinophyceae; Suessiales; Symbiodiniaceae
Source: the annotation of a GenBank genome assembly
GGGGCAUCCGUUCUACAGAACUGCCUUCCUUUCGCCCCCGCAGCAAUCGACCACAACUACCUCCACGCAGCCCUACGCUUGCGGCCCAACGAGGUCCUGGAGGGGGACAUCGUCGAGUUCGGUGCUCGAGGUGAACCGCUGCUGGCCGAGCUUCCCGACUACCAGCGGCGUGCGGGGGACACCGUGCACUGCUACCUGUCCGAUAUCGGCGACCCUACACGUGGACUACCAGGGGGCAAAGGCGGCCUCCGGGAGAUGGAGAACAAGAUGAACACUCAUGGUGGUAGCAGUGGGGACGCCCCCAACAGCCCCUCCGGGGGGGGGAAGCGCAAAAUGGAUACCCAGGAGGCACUUACCAUCGACACCAUCAGGGCCGCAAUCCAAGAGGAACUUCGCCUUGAGAGAAGGGAGCUGAAAAGGGAGCUGCUCGCAGAAGUGCGGGAGGUACGCGAAGAAGUUCGGGGGCACCUGAGGGACACCAACCGCAUCCUCAAGGACCUCCAGGCGCUUCAGACGAUGCAAGGGGACGACCUCCGCAAGCUCGACCAUGUGCAACAACAUCAGGCGGGGGCUCUGGAGACACUCACCGCAGACCAAAAAACACUGCAUGACCGCUUGGCCCUCCUAGAAGGCAAGUUCGGCACAUGGCAAGGCAGCAGCCACGGGGGAUCAUCGGCCUCCACCACCGACGACGAGAAGCGGCAACCCGCCCUCAUUAUGGGAGGGUGGCCUGAAGAUUCCCUGGCCUCAGACACCCUGCAGCAGGCGCACCAAACAGCCGCCCAACUACAUCUUGAAGUGGACCUGGGGGAGGCUUUUGUCCCCGGAAUCCGACGGGGAUAUACUAUCAUCCCCAUCAAAGCCAAAGAGGGGGAAGACGACGCUGAACGCCGCCGCAGAAUCCAACAAGCCAUCCAAAAGGUCAGGAACGCGAAUGUGGUGCUGGGGACGAAGCCGGAUGGGACGCCGCAAAAGCUAUGGAUGGCAUUGAGUCAAAGCCCACAGAGACGUGCAAAGGCAAAGCUCGCGGGGAAGACCAAACGCCUCGCUCUCGAACAAGGGGGCGAUCCACGAAGAGUGGAGGCAGAGUUUGCCACGGGCACGGUGUGGUAUCGGGGGACGAAAAUCUCCUCUGGCACUGCCACUGCACCCGCCAAUGCAACGACAGCGGGGGCAGGGUGGAUCGAUUUGGAGGCACUGGCGCGUCUCCUGAACUGUGCACCCGGCAACCUGCAGAGCGCCUGGGAGCGCAUCAAGCAAGGGACGCUCACCUUCUACUUGUUCAAGAAGUCGUUUGUGAACCAGGAGUACAAUAUGCGAGCGCUCUACCAUGAAUGGGUAGCCAACAAGUACACCCCCAACCACGCCAACGGGAUCAGGGGACAGAUGCAAAGAGCCAAUGCCCACCAGAUGACGCAAUGGUUCCAGGCGAGUGUCAAUGUACUCCACCCUCAGAUGGGGGUACUCUACAUGCCACCUACCAUCGAGGGGGGCACCGACACGACGACACCUUCAGCACCGCCUACAUCCCGGGGGCAGAGGCGUGACCAGGACCCCAACAGCCCAAAGGAGGAGGACGACAAGUACAACAAAGUCAAAAAAGAAAAGGACGAUGAGGACGAUGCGGAAAAAGCAGACUGGGGGGACACGGAAGAGGAGGAAGAAGAGGAGGCAACCACCAGGCCAUGUGAAACACCAUCGGCCUUGAAGCAAAGAUUGCCCCCCAGUCACACAGCCAAAGCAAGCGAAAGGGGCACCAGUGACGACGACAAGGAGGGGGACACCAGCAUGCCAUGUGAAACAUCAUCGGCUGCCGGUGAGGGACAAAGCCUGGACGACAAUCAAGGACUGCCACCUCUCCAAGCCCACCAACCAGAUCAACAGGAGACCCGCGAGGGGGGAAAGCAGGGCGAACUGUGGACACGGGAAGAAGAAGCAGAGGAGGAGUACGAGGAGGUGAUGCUCGACCCGGAGGAGCCCUCAACGAGAAACGAUACCAACGCCAACGAGAACACCGGUAGACCUCCACACCAACAACCUCGCCCAGCCGCACCACAGGAUUCACCAGCACUGGGGGGCGCCGCGGCAACGAAUCACUGCUUCGACGACAACGUGGGAGACCAUACACCGAGAUGCCCGACACCCGGUACAGACCUCCCAGAUCGAACACCACAGAAGGGGCAUGCGAGCCUAUCCAGCGGGGGCCCAACCUACAACCAUGACCUCCAGGAGACGAGAAAUGAGAGGACCAUAUGA